AAUAUCAAAAUACCGGCUGUAAUUGCGUGCGAUCUCUUAGAUGUCGAUCUCGAGGUAUUUACGAGAUGCAACAAGCUGCGCGAGCUAACCACAGACACGCAUAGAAUAGCUAAAGCGCUGCAGGGCUCGACUAUGUUGAAAGUAUCCGAGGACGGUACAAAGGUCUGUCGAUUAACUCCGAUUCGGAAGAAGGAGAAUAUCGACCAGUGCACGAUUUACGUGCAAAAUCUACCCCCGGAUGCCGAUCACGAAUGGCUGAUGUCAAUUUUCUCCAAGUACGGAACAGUGGAGUACAUCUCGAUUCCACGUUACAAGAGCAACAGGAAAAUUAAGGGUUUUGCGUUUGUGGAGUUUGAUAUGCCCAGCAGUGCUCAAGAAUGCAUUAAGAUGUUUCGAAAAAAGGGACGCGUUUUGCCAUCCCAUAUAUCUCCCAACGAGCUGUUAAGUAUAACAACAUUUGACGAACCUAAAAAAGAUGUAGCGGUUGGAGUUGUUGCUUCAAAGGCUAAAACAAAAUUGAAAGAAAACGAAAAGGCAUCCGGUGACGAAACAGGGAGUAAAAAUAACGUCUGCGAGGUGGACACGGGGGCUAGUAAUAGCAAGCAAAGCUUUAAAAGAAGAAAAUACUCCUCGGACAAAUCGUUUGUUGCGGAUGAGAGCGACAUUAAAGUCAAGAGAAAGAAAAGAGAAGCAACUGAUCAGAGUGUAACAACGGAUCAACAAGAUGAGAGAGGAAAGACACUGAAAACUGAAUCUGAAGAUAAUAUUUGUGAUAACGAAAUAAGUGCAGCAGACAGUGGUAGACAAAGUUCAAAGAAAAGAAAGUAUUCCUCAGAAAAAGUAUUCGCUACAGACGAAGGUGAUAUCAAAGUCAGAAAAAAGAAGAAAGUACCGAAAGAAGAUUUUGAGGACAACGAUAGUGAGAUAAACGCAGUAGAUAACAAUGACAGACAAGGUACGACGAAAAAGGGAAAACAUGUCUCCGAAAAAUCGCUUGUUACAGACGAAAACGACGUUAAGAUCAAAAAGAGGAGAAAAGAAAGUGCGGAUGAAACUGUAACAGAUCAGCAAAAUGAAAAAGAGAAAGUGCCAAAAGAAGAGCUAGAAAACGAAGUUGGUACUUGCGAAAUAGAUGCGACAAAUGAUAAUAGUCGGCAAAGCGCAAGGAAGCGGAAGUUUGCUCCAGAAAAAUCGUGUAUUAAAGGUGAGAAAGAAGUUACUGGACACGGCAGUACAGAAAAUCAAGAGAUUUCAGGCAAAAGUCGCAACAAAACCACGGAGAAAAAGAAGAGAAGGCUCACGGUGGACGAUACGAUUGUUGCGGAAGACAUCAAUGGGGAAGAAGAAUGUCAAGAACCAACAAGUUCAAGUGAAAAUAAAAUGGCAGAAUUAGAGUAUGAAGGCGAUGAAAGCAACGAAGCAAAUGCUUUGUUGCAAACUGAGAGACAUUCCCCGGGAGAUUUCGGCACGAGAAACAGCGAUAUUGAGGAAACUAGCGUUGACGAAAGGAAAAAGAAGAAGAAUCGAAAGAAGAGGAGUAAAAUUCAGAACGCUGACAUCUGCAGUAAGAUAGGAUUGCAAGUAAUGGCGAAGCCGGAUUGGAAGCGUCUUAGAAACAGAUAUUUGGACUUGCAACGAUACAAGAUGUCACAGCUGAAACUACAUUUGAGGAGAGCCGAGCAGGAAAGAGGCGGAAUUAUGACGAAAAAUGGACGGUACCACGAUAAACCUGAUCAGAAUAAUGCCUCGCAUGAUAAAUGUAAGCCUGAAAACGAUAACGGGAAAUUUAACGAAGAAAACAAGUCCUGCGGACGUGUUAAUUAUGCGUCAGGAAUCAUAGUGAAGAUCGAAAUGGACGAACCUUGCACAGAUCCGCAGAGCUUCAAGAUGGAGUUGAAGGACGACAAUUCUGUAAAAUAUGUAGACGUAACAGCCGAUUCUUGCGAGGCCUAUGUGAGAUACGAUACAGCGGAAGCUGCUCAAACAUUUGCACAGAAGAGCUGCGAAGGACGACGCUUGACUGUUUUAGAAGGCGAUGAAGAGAAGUUAUAUUGGGAUAAGAUAUCGGAAGAUAGGAUGGACAAGUUGAGCAAGAAGAAAAGAAUCAAGCAAAGAGGGCGCGAUAAAUUGCUAAAACGAGCGGAGAAAGAACUUGGGAAAUGUAUAAAGUUCGAGCAAGAUUGAUCGUAUUUUUUUUGUAUACAAAUUUUUUGCUAUAAGUACACGCAUACGUUACGUCACAACACAAAUUUCACACGUGUUAUGUACGUACACGUAUGCAAAUAUCGCUGUUGGUGUGAUUAAAGUUGAAGUGAUUAAAGAAAAUUCAUGUGAGCGGCAA
Molecule: messenger RNA, 2341 nt
Organism: Vollenhovia emeryi
Lineage: Eukaryota; Metazoa; Arthropoda; Insecta; Hymenoptera; Formicidae
Gene: Larp7
Product: la-related protein 7
Exons: 4
Cellular component (GO): nucleus
Molecular function (GO): mRNA binding
Source: RefSeq, a predicted model, not a curated record